AUGCUCUUCUCGGGCACGGAGUCUGCCUUCCUUUUGUCAGUGACUCAGGCUGCCAGGCUGUUAAGGCUGCUCAGGCUGCUGCCAUCAGCACGUCACCAAGAUGCAAUCGAGGAGCUGACUGCUUAUCGUUACACCAGGCUGCCUGCCACCACGCGGUCUGCCUGGAAGUCAUCUGUAACUGUAAGGGACAGAGAGGUUCGGAGUCUUUCCUUCCUGCACGGACCGGAUGGACCAGAAAUUGAGGAUUCAGGAAUCAACCAAGAGCAUCCAUCCCACUUCCAUGAACCACUGCUUCUAUUCUUGGUCUCUCCUGCACCACAUCAAGUUCAUCUUCUCUCGCAUCGUCGUUUGAGAAUCCCCCCCACUCGCCGCACAUCAUGA
This is a messenger RNA of Aspergillus puulaauensis, 381 nucleotides long. RefSeq lists its product as uncharacterized. Lineage: Eukaryota; Fungi; Ascomycota; Eurotiomycetes; Eurotiales; Aspergillaceae. The record is from RefSeq and is a predicted model, not a curated record. Bases 1 to 381 code for a protein of 126 amino acids. The transcript has a single exon.